This is a messenger RNA of Nematolebias whitei (Rio pearlfish), 2184 nucleotides long. RefSeq names its product macoilin 1a (gene maco1a). Bases 160 to 2184 code for a protein of 674 amino acids. Gene Ontology annotation, cellular component: rough endoplasmic reticulum membrane. The record is from RefSeq and is a predicted model, not a curated record. NCBI's taxonomy places the organism in Eukaryota, Metazoa, Chordata, Actinopteri, Cyprinodontiformes, Rivulidae. The transcript is spliced from 11 exons. Gene Ontology annotation, biological process: neuronal signal transduction.
GGCCUUCAGCGGGGUCUGUUUUUAUUUAUUUCUUUGUUUCAUGAGCAUAAAACAACAACAAUGGAGGAUAAUUGAAGAAAUGCGAAUACUAGGAUGAGCGGAUGACAUUCCCAGUCCCAGUUAUCAGACCGAUAUCACAAGUGAAUCAACAGGGGGAGGAUGAAGCGGCGCAAUGCGGACUGCAGCAAACUCCGACGGCCGUUAAAACGGAACCGAAUCACCGAGGGUAUUUAUAGCAGCACCUUCUUGUACCUGAAGUUUCUGGUGGUGUGGGUGUUGGUCCUGCUGGCUGAUUUUGUGCUGGAGUUCAGGUUCGAGUAUCUGUGGCCCUUCUGGCUGUUCAUCCGGAGCGUCUACGACUCGUUCAGAUAUCAGGGGCUGGCGUUCUCUGUGUUCUUUGUUUGUGUGGCGUUUACAUCAGACAUCAUAUGCCUCCUCUUCAUCCCCGUCCAAUGGCUGUUUUUCGCUGCCAGCACCUACGUGUGGGUCCAGUACGUGUGGCACACAGAGAGAGGAGUGUGUCUGCCCACCGUGUCGCUGUGGAUCCUCUUUGUGUACAUCGAAGCUGCCAUUCGGUUCAAAGAUCUGAAGAAUUUUCACGUAGAUUUGUGUCGACCCUUCGCUGCUCACUGUAUCGGCUAUCCAGUGGUGACUCUGGGUUUCGGCUUCAAGAGCUACGUGAGCUAUAAGAUGCGGCUGAGGAAGCAAAAGGAGGUCCAGAAAGAGAACGAGUUCUACAUGCAGCUCCUACAGCAGGCGUUACCGCCGGAGCAACAGAUGAUGCAGAGACAAGAGCGAGAGGCAGAAGAAGCUGCCUUAGCUAAAGGGAUGUCUGAGGUCGAACCUACAGUUGUGUCUCAAAACGGAGCCCCACCUGGGAGGAAAAGCACUUUGGUCCUGUUACCAGAACUGGAGUACCGUGAAAAAGGGAAGGACAGUACAUCGAAAGAGCGAGAGGGUAAAAAACAAAACGCAGUGGGCAUCAAUAACAACAGUAUUAUACACGAACUGGACUCCAGACUACAGGAGACAGAGCUGAUCGAGAACUACGUUGGAGCAAAGAGACUGAUCAACGACCUGGCAGGAGAGAAUAUGCUCGCUGACAGCAACACACACGUGACUUCUAAAGAGGAAAUGGGGGGGACGGGGAAGAACUACAAAAAUGUCAGCGGAGGGGGCAACUCGUCCCCGAGGAAUCACAGCUCUACCAAUGGCAGCCUCCCUCCAGGCUCCUCGGCCAGUAAGAACGAGAAGAAACAGAAAGGUGCAGGGAGGGGGCAGAAGGAUCCGGUGGAAAACGGCAUCCCCAACAACCAGCUGGCCAAAUCUGACACUCUGGUCCGGUUGGAGCAGGAUGUGAAGCGGCUGAAGGCAGAUCUGCAGGCCAACAGGCAGCUGGAGUCGGAGCUGCGCAGUCAGCUGUCCUCUCUGAGCAGCCAGGACCGCAGCCUUCGCUCUGAACUGGGCCAGCUGCGCCAGGACAACGAGCUGCUGCAGAACAAGCUCCACAGUGCCGUCCAGGCUAAGCAGAAGGAUAAGCAGACGAUAUCCCAACUGGAGAAGAGGCUGAAGGCCGAGCAGGAAGCCCGAGCUCUGGCUGAGAAGCAGCUGGCGGAGGAGAGGAAGAGGAAGAAGAUGGAGGAGGCCACUGCAGCCAGAGCUGUAGCUUUGGCGGCUGCAACAAGAGUGGAGUCCACCGAUUCCCUUCGAGGUCGUAUCAGAGAGCUGGAGACAGAAUGCAAGAAGCUCAGCAUGGACAUGAAGCUUAAGGAGGAGCAGAUUAGAGAUCUGGAGGGAAAGUGUCAGGAGCUGCGCAAGUACAAAGAGAACGAAAAGGACACGGAGGUGUUGAUGUCGGCGCUGUCAGCCAUGCAGGAGAAGACCCAACACCUGGAGAACAGCCUCAGUGCUGAGACCAGGAUCAAACUGGACCUGUUCUCCGCUCUGGGGGAUGCAAAGAGGCAGCUGGAAAUAGCACAAGGCCAGAUCCACCAGAGGGAGCAGGAGAUCGCAGAGCUGAAGCAGAAGAUAGCAGAGGUCAUGGCUGUCAUGCCGAGCCUGUCCUACUCCUCAGACGGCAGCAGCCUCAGCCCUGUCACCCCCCACUACUCCUCCAAGUUCAUGGACAAUAGUCCCUCCUCCCUGGACCCCAACGCCUCCAUCUACCAGCCCCUCAAAAAGUGA